GAACCUCCUCGCCUCCUCCAUUGACCAACAAUUAAGCCUCCCCGACCGCCACAUCUAUUAGGUGCAGCCAUGGGUGCCUGUGCAACGAAGCCUAAGACGCUUGAGGGGAAAGCCCCAGCUGAGGCCACCAUCUCCACACCCAAGGUUGCACCUGAGACCACUACCAUCCACAUUGAGGUUGCGGCAAAACAUGCAGUAGUUGAGAAGGUGGAGGAGGACAAGGAGGAGGCACUAACAGUGGCGGCGAAACAAGAGCCAGCAGCCACCAUUGAGCCUCAGCAGAUUGCUAGUGAGGUGACCACUUCGGAAGUGGCGGUCGUCGUUGUCGAGCCUGAGAACAAAGAGGAGGAGGAAGUUGUGGAGAAGACCGUCAUCGAGAAGGAGAAGCCAUCAGCAGUCCAUGCAGAGGAAAAUAUUGCCACCAACAAGGUGGCAGCCGAGCCCACGACAGAAUUGAAGAAAGACACCGAGGAGGAGAUAUAGAUGGAGAAGGAGAAGCCAUCGCUAAGCUAAUUGACUGCAUGUCAAUUGGCUGAUGCCUGAUGAUCAAUGUGCAAGAAAGAGAUCGACCACUAAUUGGCAUACAUGUUUAAGUCGGGAGAGAGACUCGGUCACCUUGUAAACAAAACAAACCUUUGAUGUCUCCCGUUUUCCCUCCAUGGGGUUCUGAUAAUACAACAUCCUGGGGCUUAUUGAAUGAAUGUUAUCUCGGUUAC
Zea mays is the source of this 716-nucleotide messenger RNA. RefSeq lists its product as uncharacterized. The coding region runs from base 70 to 483 and encodes 137 amino acids. The transcript is spliced from 2 exons. Lineage: Eukaryota; Viridiplantae; Streptophyta; Magnoliopsida; Poales; Poaceae. The record is from RefSeq and is marked predicted.